ACGCAAAGAGGAAACAAAUAUUUAUUUGAUACAUUUUAUCGAUGUCUUAGUUUCGCUGCGCUUAGGCAGCUACAGAACCUCCGAAUGCCUCCCCUCUAAGUGUCUAGAACUCGUACAUCAAAGACCAUAGAUCAAUCAACCACAAAUCCAUGAUCUAGUAUUCAUUGAACUAGAUUUAGAGGGUACACUUCGUCUCAAGGUCCAAUCCAAGUGGUGGGUUGACUACUUUGGAAGAGAGGGAGGACGCUUGAGACACCCUUUAUGUUGUUGUUCUUGUUGGUGAUGUUGUCGGAUUGCUGGGCGCGUCGCUCACAGAACAAAACAGAAAAGAAAAGUCAAUGAAACUGAAUGAAUGUCUCGCUACUGCUAGUGCUGCUGUUAAUUUACCUGUUUGCUGCUGUUGUUGCCGUAGACGCGGUUGAUAGCGGGUGCUGUCGUCGGUCACUGAUGAUUUCCACAGCGACGUGUAAGAGGUCUGAAAAGACAAUGCUCAAAGAUUCAGAUUGGAAAAUGAGAACACGGAGGGGGAAUGGCGACGAGACAAGAAUGAUGGAGGAAAACUUACCGCUCGUCCAUUAUCACCGAUUGCCGAUAGUCGAGUCCUGAGAGUCCAACGCGAUCUACAGAGGCACCUGGCUCCUCAUUGCGAACCCCGCCAUGGCAGACCAGCAGACAAGGCAUCCAACCGAAAGUACGCUACCAUGUUUCCAUGGCAAAAACAGAGAAGG
This is a messenger RNA of Zychaea mexicana, 728 nucleotides long. RefSeq lists its product as uncharacterized. The coding region runs from base 349 to 606 and encodes 85 amino acids. The record is from RefSeq and is a predicted model, not a curated record. The transcript has a single exon. Lineage: Eukaryota; Fungi; Mucoromycota; Mucoromycetes; Mucorales; Lichtheimiaceae.